AUAAAAAUCAGCUGAUUACAGACAACAUUCAAAAUGGCGGAGAAAAUUUUGGCGGGAAUGAAAAUGGUGGAAAUGAAGAAAGCAUUCGAAUUCUUGGACAAAAAUGGAGACGGAAGACUUUCCAGCGAGGAAGUUCUGGCGUUUAUGGAGUCGUUAGGUUUGAACCCGACCGAGACCGAGAUCGCUGAUCUCAUUCAUAAUGUCGAUGCUAACGAGGAUGGAAAAAUAGAUUUUGAUGAGUUUACUGAAAUGAUGAAGGGUAUGGAGAAGGAGGACGAGGAUGCUGAAUUGCAGAAAGCUUUUGAAGUAUUCGACACGAACCAUGACAGUUCUCUAUCCCCGGAUGAAGUAAAAGCUCUGCUUAAGCGUUUAGGAAUCCCUCCGACAGAUUCACAGGUUAAGGAAGUAAUGAAGAUGGUGGACACCAACAAGGAUGGGAAAAUAAGUUUAGAAGAAUUUAAAGCAAUUAUGAAAUCUUAGAAAGUAUUUAGAAUUUUUACUUCUAUUUGCAUUUAAACAGUUUCCCAUUUUGAUGUUUUUUAUAAAAACAUGUUUAUUAUAGUUAAUAAUGGUGUGUGAUAAAAUUAACCUUGUGUGCCUUACAGCUUGCUAAACAUGAAAUAAUUACAAAUAAAUCGCUUAAAGGAGUGACCGGCAAUGUAUGGUAGUUGAACUGAGAAUUUCAGUUUUCGAA
Eurytemora carolleeae is the source of this 694-nucleotide messenger RNA. Its product is annotated as calmodulin. Lineage: Eukaryota; Metazoa; Arthropoda; Copepoda; Calanoida; Temoridae. Gene Ontology annotation, molecular function: calcium ion binding. The transcript is spliced from 6 exons. The coding region runs from base 34 to 480 and encodes 148 amino acids. The record is from RefSeq and is a predicted model, not a curated record.